Molecule: messenger RNA, 2080 nt
Organism: Heterocephalus glaber (naked mole-rat)
Lineage: Eukaryota; Metazoa; Chordata; Mammalia; Rodentia; Bathyergidae
Gene: Tbce
Product: tubulin folding cofactor E
Biological process (GO): cytoskeleton organization
Molecular function (GO): protein binding
Source: RefSeq, a predicted model, not a curated record
GACAGUAGCUCAAGCCUGCCGCGGCAGAACUUCCUGUAUUUCUACAGCACUUCCGCCCUGAGCCGGAAGCGUCUUCGCCGGAAGCGUUUUAGUGGGACUGCGCGCGAGGAGGGUCUGGCCGCGUGCAGGUUGCCCGGCCGGUGCAAUGAGGAGGCCGGCGGGGUGAGGAGAGCGUGAGCGCGGGGGCCGGGAGCCUUCGUGAGAAGUCCUAUUUAGGAUUAGCAGAAGAUGGCCCCGGGAUUCUUAAACUCCUGGGGAGGCCGCAGGUCACUCUAGAAGAGAUCUGCAUUUGGAUUCCGGCUAUCUUAUAAUGAGUGACAGUUUACCAUCAGAUGUCAUUGGUCGAAGAGUUGAAGUUAAUGGAGAACAUGCAACCGUGUGUUUUUCUGGCCUUGUCCCUCCUGUGGCAGGACUCUGGUUAGGAAUAGAGUGGGACAAUCCUGAGAGAGGAAAGCAUGAUGGGAGCCACGAAGGGACUGUGUAUUUUAAAUGCAGUCAUCCAACAGGAGGAUCCUUUAUUCGUCCAAACAAGGUAAAUUUUGGAGUGGACUUUCUUACUGCAAUUAAGAACUGCUAUGAACCAGAGGACGAUGGAAAAGAGCACAUUGUUAUAAUUGGAAAUAAACCUGUGGAAACUGUUGGUUUUGACUCUAUUAUAAAACAGCAGCGUCAGCUGACCAAUUUGAAAGAAGUUUCUCUGAGGAACUGUGCAGUGAGUUAUGCUGGUGAAAAAGGAGGAAUCGCCAAAGCCUGUCAGAAUAUUAGAGUAUUAGAUUUGUCAAAAAACCUGUUGUCAUCCUGGGAUGAAGUGAUCUGUAUUGCCCUUCAGCUCGAGCACCUGGAGAUUCUUAAUCUGAGUGAGAAUAAAAUGAAGUUUCCUUCUGCUUCGCCAUCUCUAACUGGAACAUUUUCUACACUGAAGGUUUUAGUCCUCAAUCGAACAGGAAUAACAUGGGCAGAGGUCCUCCGCUGUGCCCCUGGGUGGCCAGUCCUUGAAGAGUUGUACCUCAGUGCAAAUAGGAUUUGCAUAUCAGAAAGACCGACUGAUGUUCUACAAACUCUCAAGUUAUUAGACCUUUCCUCUAAUCCAUUAAUUGAUGAAAAUCAACUAUUCCUGAUUGCAUAUCUGCCUAGAUUAGAACGACUAAACCUUUCUGCCACUGAAAUGUCUUCUAUACAUUUUGCGGAUGCUGGAAUUGGCUGCAAGACAUCCAUGUUCCCAUCCUUGCAGUACCUUUUAGUGGAUGACAACCAGAUAUCACAUUGGUCAUUUAUCAAUGAGCUGGAUAAGCUACAGAGCCUCCACACAUUGUCCUGCCUAAGAAACCCCCUGAAUGAAGGAAGCAGAAAGGCUCAGGUCACUCGGCAGUUCAUCAUUGCCAAAAUUAGUCAGCUGAAGACCCUGAACAGAUGUGAGAUUCUUCCAGAGGAAAGGCGUGGAGCUGAGCUUGAUUACCAGAAAGCUUUUGGAAAUGAAUGGAAAAAGGCUGGUGGACAUCAGGAUCCAGACAAAAACAGACCAAAUGAAGACUUUGUUGCAGCCCAUCCUAGAUACCAGUUCCUCUGCCACAAAUACGGAGCACCUGAGGAUGAGGAACUUAAAAUACAACAACCGUGUAUACUCAAAAAUCAGCUGCUAACACUAAGGAUAAAAUGUCCAAGUCAACUUGAACAGAAAGUCCUAGAGAAGCAACUGCCAGACUCCAUGACAGUUCAAAAGGUGAAGGGACUGCUGUCGCGUCUCCUCAAAGUUCCUGUGUCAGAACUUCUGUUGUCCUAUGAAAGUCCCAAAAUGCCUGGCAGUGAAAUUGAACUAGAAAAUGAUCUACAGUCAUUACAGUUUUAUUCUGUAGAGAAUGGAGAUUGUCUGUUAGUGCGAUGGUAACAACCAACUAAUAAAAUUUAGAGACUAGACUACUCAUCAUGACUGGGGUUCACGGGAAAAUGAUUUAUCGGAACAGUUCUGUCAAAAAAUGAACUUUAAAAAUUUGCCCUGAUUAUAACAAAGGGUGCAAUUUGUUGGGAAGAGACCAUUUGUAGACUUGUAUGUCAUAGCAAUAAUAAAGGCUUUAGUAAUGAU